AUGGAAAAAUAUGAGCAUGCUAAAAAGUCAUUUGGCGAACAUACUUAUAAUAUAGCUUUAAGACCAACUGCCGAUCCAGAAAAAUAUAAAAAAAAAAUACUGUUCUGCAAUGAAUUAUGGGAACGUGCACUAGCUUCCGUUGCUUCAUACCCAUAUUCUUUAGAAGAACGGAAAAUUCAAAGGUCUGUAUCAUUUCUAUUGGCAAAUCAAAAUGCAUAUGAUACAUAUCAAGCUUUAGGAACCUGA
Messenger RNA from Funneliformis geosporum, 246 nucleotides. The record is from the annotation of a GenBank genome assembly. NCBI's taxonomy places the organism in Eukaryota, Fungi, Glomeromycota, Glomeromycetes, Glomerales, Glomeraceae.